GCGGAGGGUGACGCGGCGGCGGCGGAGGCAUCCGCGCGGGGCCUAGGCCGGCCACAGGCCUCGGGCUCGAGUAGACGCGGGGGGGCCGGGCCGGGCAUGGCCCCCUGAGGGGCGGGGGGCAGCCACGGCGCGGCGGCGGCGGGGCGGGCAGGACAUGGAGGAUCGGGUCCCCCCCGCCCGGGGGGAGGAGCCGCCCCCACCCGUGGCGGCUGCGGAUCGGGCCCCCCCGCCACAGGAUCGGGGCCCCGGGCGGGUCUGGGCGGAGGAUCGGGCCCCCGGGGCGGAGGAUCGGGCCCCAUUGGCAGAGGAUCGGGCCCCCCCGGCGGAGGAGCGGGGCCCCCGGCGGGCGUGGGAGAAUCGGGCCCCCCCAGCGGAGGAUCAGGUCCCCAGGGGCGAUCGGGCCCCCCCGGCAGAGGAGCGGGGCCCCCGGCGGGGGUGGGGGGAGCGGGGCCCCCCCGCGGAGGAGCGGGGCCCCAAGGCGGAGCGGGGGCCCCGGGGGGCGCCAGGACCCCGGGCCGGGUGGGGGGAGGGAGUGGGCGAGUGGGGGGCCCCCUGGCCGGGAACCGAGGCCGAGCCCCCCGAGGAUUUCCUGCCGCCCCCCGAGUGCCCCGUCUUCGAGCCCAGCUGGGCCGAGUUCCGCGACCCCCUGGGCUACAUCGCCAAGAUCCGGCCCAUCGCCGAGAAGAGCGGGAUCUGCAAGAUCCGGCCCCCCGCCGACUGGCAGCCCCCCUUUGCUGUGGAAGUGGAUAAUUUCAGGUUCACCCCGCGCAUCCAGAGGCUCAACGAACUGGAGGCGCAGACGCGGGUGAAGCUGAACUACUUAGACCAGAUUGCGAAGUUCUGGGAGAUCCAGGGCUCCUCUCUCAAGAUCCCCAACGUGGAACGGCGCAUCCUCGACCUCUACAGCCUGAGCAAGGUGGUGCUGGAGGAGGGGGGCUACGAGGCCAUCUGCAGGGACCGGCGGUGGGCUCGUGUGGCCCAGCGCCUCACCUACCCCUCGGGCAAGAACAUCGGCUCCCUACUGCGCUCCCAUUACGAACGCAUCAUCUACCCAUAUGAGAUGUACCAGUCGGGAGCCAACCUGGUGCAGUGUGACGCCCGCCCCUUCGACAGCGAGGAGAAGGACAAGGAGUACAAGCCCCACAGCAUCCCCCUGCGCCAGUCCGUGCAGCCCUCCAAGUUCAACAGCUAUGGGCGCCGAGCCAAGCGGCUGCAGCAGGAGGAAUCUGAGGCCUGCCCCGAAUGUGCCAGCCCCUCGCCUUUGGUAGCUGAGCGAGCGCCCAUGGCCUGGCCGGAGCCCACAGAGGAGGACAUCGAGAAGAACCCGGAGCUGAAGAAGCUGCAGAUCUAUGGGGCCGGCCCCAAGAUGCUGGGCCUUGGGCUGGUGGCCAAGGACAAGACCCUGCGGAAGAAAGACAAGGAGGGCCCCGAGUGCCCCCCCACGGUGGUGGUGAAGGAGGAACCCCCUGGGGUGGAUUCCCGGCCAGAGCCGCAAUCGCCCCGACCUUUCCUGGAGGUGAAGGAGGAGCUGAGGCACAGCCCGGAGCCCUGCACCAAGAUGACCAUGCGCCUCCGUCGGAGCCACGGCAACACGCAGUUCAUCGACUCCUACGUGUGCCGGAUCUGCGCCCGUGGGGAUGAGGACGACAAGCUGCUGCUGUGCGACGGCUGUGACGACAACUACCACAUUUUCUGCCUGCUGCCCCCCCUGCCCGAGAUCCCCAAGGGCGUCUGGCGCUGCCCCAAAUGCGUCAUGGCGGAGUGCAAGCGCCCCCCGGAGGCGUUCGGCUUCGAGCAGGCCACACGGGAGUACACGCUGCAGAGCUUCGGGGAGAUGGCCGAUGCCUUCAAGGCAGACUACUUCAACAUGCCUGUCCACAUGGUGCCCACAGAGCUGGUGGAGAAGGAGUUCUGGCGCCUGGUGAACAGCAUCGAGGAGGACGUGACGGUGGAGUACGGCGCCGACAUCCACUCCAAGGAGUUCGGCAGCGGCUUCCCCAUCAGUGACAGCAAGCGGAGGCUGUGCUCUGAGGAGGAGGAAUACGCGGCCAGUGGCUGGAACCUGAACGUGAUGCCGGUGCUGCAGCAGUCAGUGUUGUGCCACAUCAAUGCCGACAUCUCGGGCAUGAAGGUGCCCUGGCUCUACGUGGGCAUGGUCUUCUCCGCCUUCUGCUGGCACAUCGAGGACCACUGGAGCUACUCCAUCAACUACCUCCACUGGGGCGAGCCCAAGACGUGGUACGGGGUGCCAUCGUUCGCGGCCGAGCACCUGGAGGACGUGAUGAAGAAGCUCACCCCGGAGCUGUUCGAGAGCCAGCCGGACCUGCUGCACCAGCUUGUCACCCUCAUGAACCCCAACACCCUCAUGGCCCAUGGUGUGCCGGUCGUCCGGACCAAUCAGUGUGCGGGAGAGUUCGUCAUCACUUUCCCCCGGGCCUAUCACAGCGGCUUCAACCAGGGCUACAACUUCGCUGAAGCUGUGAACUUCUGCACUGCUGACUGGCUGCCGGCUGGGCGCCAGUGCAUCGAGCAUUACCGCCGCCUGCGUCGCUACUGCGUCUUCUCGCACGAGGAGCUGAUCUGCAAGAUGGCCGCCUGCCCCGAGAAGCUCGACCUCAACCUAGCGGCCGCCGUGCACAAGGAGAUGUUCAUCCUGGUGCAGGAGGAGCGCAAGCUGCGCAAGGCCCUGCUGGACAAGGGGGUCACGGAGGCGGAGCGCGAGGCCUUCGAGCUGCUCCCGGAUGACGAGCGCCAGUGUGACAAGUGCAAGACGACGUGUUUCCUCUCGGCACUGGCCUGCUACGACUGCCCCGCCCGUCUGGUCUGCCUCUACCACAUCCACGACCUCUGCAAGUGCCCCAGUAGCCGCCAGUACCUCAGGUACCGCUACACGCUGGAUGAGCUCCCGGCCAUGCUGCACAAGCUGAAGGUUCGGGCCGAGUCCUUCGACACCUGGGCCAACAAGGUCCGAAUCGCCCUGGAGGUGGAGGAUGGGCGCAAGAGGACGCUGGAGGAGCUGCGGGCUCUGGAGUCAGAGGCUCGCGAGCGCAAGUUCCCCGACAACGAGCUGCUGCAUCGGCUGAAGAGCUGCCUGGCUGAGGCCGAGAGCUGCGUCUCCGACGCCCUGGGGCUCAUCAGCGGCCUGGAGACUGGGGUGCCUGCUGUGCCACUGUCGCUGGACGAGCUGCGCGCCUUCCUGGAGCGUAUGAGCAGCGUGCCCUGCGUCAUGCACCAGCUGGCCGACGUGCAGGCGGUACUGGAGCGGGCGCUGGCGUUCCAGGAGGAGGUGCAGGAGGCCCUGCGGGGGCUGCCCGCCAGCACAGCGCAGCUGCAGGGGCUGGUGGCGCAGGGGGCGCGGCUGGGCGUAGCCGUGCCCGAGACGCGUCAGCUGGAGCGCCAGGUGCAGCAGGCAGCCUGGCUGGAGGAGGUGAAGCGGGCGCUGCGCUCGCCCCGUGAGCAGGUGCCCCUGGCCCUGGUGCAGGGCCUGGCCCAGGCCGGUGCCACCGUGGCCCCCAGCCCGGCCGUGGAGAAGGCCCGGGCCGAGCUCCAGGAGCUGCUGACCAUCGCCCAGCGCUGGGAGGAGAAGGCCCACCUCUGCCUCGAGGCCAGGCAGAAGCACCCCCCAGCCACGCUGGAAGCCAUCAUCAAGGAGGCAGAGAACGUCCCUGUGCACCUGCCCAACAUCCUGGCCCUGAAGGAAGCGCUGGCCAAAGCCCGGGCCUGGAUCGCCGAUGUGGAGGAGAUCCAGAACGGGGAUCAUUACCCCUGCCUGGACGACCUGGAGGGGCUGGUGGCCGUGGGCCGGGACCUGCCCGUGCGCCUGGAGGAGCUGCGCCAGCUGGAGGUGCAGGUGGGCACGGCGCACUCCUGGCGCGAGAAGGCCUCCAAGACCUUCCUCAAGAAGAACUCGUGUUACACCCUGCUGGAGGUGCUUUGCCCUUGCGCGGACGCUGGCGCAGCCAGCCCCAAGCGCACCAAGUGGCGGCGGGAGCCGGAACUCGGCCUCUACAAGUCGGACACCGAGAGCCUGGGGCUGUCGGCUCAGGACCUGCGGGACCCCGGCUCCGUGAUCGUGGCGUUCAAGGAGGGCGAGCGGAAGGAGAAGGAGGGCAUCCUACGGCUGCGCCGCGCCAACGCACUGAAGCCUGCCCCCCCCGCGCCCGGCCCCCCCUCCUGCGUGUGCAGCCGGCCGCCUGGGCCCAGUAUGCUGUGCUGUGAGCUCUGCCGCGACUGGUUCCACGCCCCCUGCGUGGCCUGGCCCCGCCUGGGCGCCCAGAAGCCCUCGCCCGCCUGGUGGGAGUGGGACGCCAAGUUCCUGUGUCCGCUGUGCCAGCGCUCCCGCCGCCCGCGCCUCGAGACCAUCCUGGCCCUGCUGGUGGCCUUGCAGAAGCUGCCGGUGCGGCUGCCCGAGGGCGAGGCCCUGCAGUGCCUGACGGAGCGCGCCAUCACCUGGCAGGAUCGCGCCCGCCAGCUGCUGGCCUCGCCCGAGCUGGCCGGGCCCCUGGAGCGCCUGGCGGCCCUGCGCCAACGGCUGCAUGGGGAUGCCGGCGCCCUGCGGGAGACCAGCCGCAACGAGCAACCCAAGCUCUCCCUAGAGAACGGGGACGCCACGACGCCGGAGAAGAUGGGACCCUUCACCUCUGACCUGGAGGUGCUGGGCGCGGCGCUGGCACGGCUGCAGGGCCCGGUGCUGGAGCUGCCCGAGGGGCCAAGGCAAGCGCUGGAGGAGCUGCUCCUGGAGGGCGACCUGCUGGAGGUGACGCUAGAUGAGGGGCAGAGCCUCUGGAGGCUGCUGCAGGCCGCCCGGGUGCCCCCCGUUGACACCUUCCGCCACCUGUUGGAGCUGGAGCAGGCGGAGCGGCGCGGGGCCCGGGGCCGGGAUGCCGAGCGGCGCCGGAAGCGCCGGGCUGAGCGAGGGGAGCUGCCCCCCGUACCGAAGGAGGAGUUAGAGCCAAAGAGGAGCCGGGAGAGCGAGCCCCCCGAUGUGGCCUCCCCCGGGGCCGGCACUGAUCACAGCCAGAACGGUGUCGGGGAGUUGUGACGCCGGCCCCCUCCUCCGGACCGGACGGCUGACAUGAUGGCGCCCUGACUGGGGGGGGGGGGCUGGGGGGCGGAGCUGACCCCCCCAGGACGCUCCCCGCCGGGGGACCCCGGGCCGGACUCUGCCCAGUGAUGUAAUUAUUUUACGUUACCCUUCCUUUUGUAUCAUGGAUACCUCGGCGCAGAGAUGGGGAGUAAGGGGAUCUUGCUGACACCCCCCCCCGUGGGAGCCAGGGGGCGCCACCCCCCAGAACUGUGCCCCUCCGGAUUCACCAUGGACGUCUCGGGGCACCCCCGAGAUACCAGCACAGCCA
Messenger RNA from Dermochelys coriacea (leatherback sea turtle), 5354 nucleotides. RefSeq names its product lysine demethylase 5C (gene KDM5C). The record is from RefSeq and is a predicted model, not a curated record. Gene Ontology annotation, biological process: chromatin remodeling. Gene Ontology annotation, molecular function: DNA binding; histone demethylase activity. Bases 155 to 5041 code for a protein of 1628 amino acids. Gene Ontology annotation, cellular component: nucleus. The transcript has 28 exons. NCBI's taxonomy places the organism in Eukaryota, Metazoa, Chordata, Testudines, Dermochelyidae.